Molecule: messenger RNA, 301 nt
Organism: Ilex paraguariensis (yerba mate)
Lineage: Eukaryota; Viridiplantae; Streptophyta; Magnoliopsida; Aquifoliales; Aquifoliaceae
Source: the annotation of a GenBank genome assembly
UCUUGCCAAGAGCUAUGAUUGGCCUAUUUUGGAAUUGUGGAGUGCUUGGGAUCCCACGGUUUGGCUGAUCUCUUCAAAUAACUAUUUUGGUUUCCGUAUGAAAGCUAUUAUUGAUGAAGGUAAUGUGAUCCACAUAGAAUGGUUGGUUUUAUGGUCAUCAAGUAAUGAGCUAGAGUCAUCGAUCUUGGUCUAUAUUGAACAAUCAAACACAGCAUUCAUUCCUAGCAUGGAUCUGUUGCGUGAUUUUGAAGAAAUUGUCUCAAAAUGUGUGGAAGGUGUAAAAUAUUUUGCAGAAAGGUGA